This is a messenger RNA of Metarhizium brunneum ARSEF 3297, 819 nucleotides long. It is a transcript of the gene Flad1, whose product is annotated as FAD synthase. Gene Ontology annotation, molecular function: FMN adenylyltransferase activity. The record is from RefSeq and is a predicted model, not a curated record. Gene Ontology annotation, biological process: FAD biosynthetic process. Lineage: Eukaryota; Fungi; Ascomycota; Sordariomycetes; Hypocreales; Clavicipitaceae.
AUGACGCAAAACGGCUACAUCGUCGCUCCCGCCGCAGCCUCGGCAGUGCCCCGCGCACUCCCCGAGAUUUGCUACACGUUGCGGCGGAAAGUGAUGGCGUUCCUGGAACAGCAGCCCGCCGAUAACGAUGUCGCACUGAAGAACACGCAGAAGCAGGCGAGGGCUUCAAUCAAGAUUGUCGAAGAGGCCUUGCGCCGGUAUCAGCCCGACGAACUGUCUCUCUCAUACAAUGGAGGCAAAGACUGUCUCGUCUUGCUCGUCCUCAUCUUGGCCUGCCUGCCGGCCCUGUACGAUCCCUCAAUCACAACCAACGGCGACGCCCCCGUUUCCAAGAACCCGCCGCCGACCAUCCAAGCUGUCUACAUUGCGCCGCCCGAUCCCUUCCCCGAAGUCGAGGAAUUUGUUUCAAGUACCACAAAGGAAUACCAUCUGGAUUUGACUCGCUAUGCGCUGCCAAUGCGGCAAGCCUUGGAGGCGUACCAAGCCGACAAGCCCGCCGUCAAGGCGAUUUUCAUGGGCACACGGCGCACCGAUCCAUUCUGCGAGUUUCUCACUGGAUUCAGCCCCACGGAUAAGGGCUGGCCGCAGUUUAUGAGAGUGAACCCUGUUUUGGACUGGCACUACACAGAUAUUUGGACCUUUAUCCUCCGCCUUGAUAUUCCCUUCUGCAGCCUCUAUCAACAGGGCUACUCAUCCCUUGGCGGCGUCAAAAACACCCGCCCUAACCCCGCUCUUGCCGUUGGCUCCGAAGGGACCAAGUUUCGACCAGCGUAUGAACUUGUCCGCGAUGACGAAGAGCGGCUAGGCCGCGACAAGUAG